GAUGAUAAUGGAAGAAGUAGAAGCCGAUACGAUAGCAGAAGUAGAAGCCGAUGUGAUAAUAGAAGAAACAAUAGAAAAAGUAGAAGCUGGAUGAGAAAAAAUAAGAUGAUAGCCACAAAGAAGUCCAUUCCUAAACAAUUAGAAAUAUCACAACAAAGAGAGCGACGUUCUAAAUCUAGAAAAAAUCAUUUUAAUCAAGGUCAAAACAAGUCCAAUAGAUCAUCUUCCUCUUCACGUCUCCAUUCACCUAACUCUUCAUAUCUUUUUUAUGAAGACAUGAACAAGGAUCUGAGAAAUGCAUUAAGAAAUGAAAUAAUCAGGAUUAUGAAUAGACUCCCAGAGAAUAAAAAACUGGACGUUAACAAAACUUUCAAAAGUCAGCGAGAGUCU
Molecule: messenger RNA, 390 nt
Organism: Funneliformis caledonium
Lineage: Eukaryota; Fungi; Glomeromycota; Glomeromycetes; Glomerales; Glomeraceae
Source: the annotation of a GenBank genome assembly